GCCUCUCAUGGAAGGAGCAAUUUAUUGAAGACAAUAUCUGGAAGCUUCUACUUUCACAGUUUUGGCCAUCAUGAUAAUCCAAUUUUGAAAAUGGAGUUUUGUUGCCUGAGCCAGUUCAUAGCACAUGCUGCCCCCAACCUCAUAGAUGAGAACAUGUGGCUAUCUAACAACAUGUAUUUGAAAACAGUGGACAAAUUCAAAGAGUGGUUUGUUUCAGCAUUUGUUACUAUGGACUGUGUGAGAUUUAUCAUGCUUCAUGACAUAAGGCAAGAAGAUGGGGUAAAGAAUUUCUUUACUGAUGUCUGUGAUAUAUAUGUAAAGUUUGCAAUGAAUCCAUUUUAUGAACCCAAUACUCCUAGUUGA
This is a messenger RNA of Choloepus didactylus (southern two-toed sloth), 363 nucleotides long. Its product is annotated as trafficking protein particle complex subunit 2-like. The transcript has a single exon. Gene Ontology annotation, biological process: endoplasmic reticulum to Golgi vesicle-mediated transport. Gene Ontology annotation, cellular component: TRAPP complex; cytoplasm; nucleus. NCBI's taxonomy places the organism in Eukaryota, Metazoa, Chordata, Mammalia, Pilosa, Megalonychidae. The record is from RefSeq and is a predicted model, not a curated record. The annotation marks the transcript as partial.